Drosophila busckii is the source of this 1181-nucleotide messenger RNA. Its product is annotated as neugrin. NCBI's taxonomy places the organism in Eukaryota, Metazoa, Arthropoda, Insecta, Diptera, Drosophilidae. The transcript has a single exon. The record is from RefSeq and is a predicted model, not a curated record. Gene Ontology annotation, cellular component: nucleus. Bases 77 to 1123 code for a protein of 348 amino acids.
CGAUACUCGCGUGUCUACCCAAAGCGUAACAGCUGCUCGCAGUCAAAAGAAAUAACAAUUGUUAAAUAAUGCAAUAAUGAGUGCACGUUUAAUAUUUCGUAGCUUUUAUACAACACAAUGGGGUCUGCUAGCGCGCGUACCGAGACGUUCCAAUCCAGGCCUCGGCUAUCAACUGGAGCAUCUACAGCAGCAAAGACUCGACGUAAGCGAAGAUUAUGCUGACAAUGAAGCAGAUUUUAUGUCCACUCAUCAAACAGACCAACAAUACGAAGCAGAGCGCCAAAACCAAAAAGAUCGUGUACGCCAGUUCAUGAUAAAACAUAAAUACUUUAGGGAUGCGAAAUUACCCAAUUUGUUGCUCUAUGCUGAAAAGGAGCAAAUGCGUCUGCUGCACGAACGCGAUGCUGAAGAGUGGAGCUUAGAGCGACUUGCGGAGAGUUUUCCAGCUACACCCGAUAUUGUACAGAAGGUGCUGCGUGCCAAGUGGCGACCACGCAGCACUAAACGCAUACUUGCCCAUGAUGCCAAUGUCAUGCAUAAUUGGGCGCAACUACGAGCUGGGGACUGUGCCGAAGUGCCGCCAGAGUUGUGGCAGCAUCUACAAAAGUUUGCGCAACGAGAACGACAAGAUCUGGAACAGCUAAUGCCAGAAAAAUGGGCAAUAAGGCCAGAGUUGCCAGUGCCGCGAGCAAACGAGUUUCGAGCUUUGCUGGGAAAUCCAGCUAAUAAACAGAUUGCUUUGGAGCCAAAACAACAGGACAGCCUAUCCCUUGCACCUGCUGAAAAUGAAACAUUUUUACUGUCAAAAGUAAAGGACAAGCGAAAGAUGCGUCUGCAGGAGUUAAAGGACUCACAUCUGGUCCAAGAGCAUCUUGAGCAGCCGCUGCCCAAUCCCAAUGGCACUGGCCCGUUGCCUAGUUAUGUCCAAAAAUUUGAGCGCAGCGAAAUUGUGGUCAGCGCUGAAGAUCAGCGCAAGUAUGAAAUGAGUCGAGUAAAGGAACGCAUCGUAAUACCACGGAAGCUGUAUAAAGCUGGCGCAACAUAUCGCGUAGAGGAUGCAUACUAUGAUGAUGAUGGCGAGUUUUUGUAUCGUGUGCCUGGCAUGACGGGUAACGAGCGAUGAGUGCUUUAACGUCUAUCUUUAUAGUGUAUUUCAAAUAUAUAAACAUACAAAGUUUGUU